AUGCUUUCCUUCUUCCAAGUUGCAGUCGUUGCCGCCUGCGUCAUUGGCGCAGCGGCGGAAACACUUACAGGAAUACCGACAUUCGACUUUAACAUCACAUCCACCAACAAACUUUAUCUUUCUUCGCUUACCCACGUCCUUGUUGACUCACGGUUCCAACGCUCUGUGGACUUAGCCGGAGAGACGCUCAUCCCACCGACACUCCUGCAAUUUGGCCAAACAUUUGCGGCCGAUCUCAAAGUACUUGGAUUCACAGACAUCCCGGUCCAAGUUGCAGACAGGGCGCAGCCUGGCUCCAUUUUCCUCACACUGUCAACGGAUAGGGCGUUUCUCGACGCCGCUGGUCGAAAUACAUCGGAGGGAUACACAUUGACGGUUGGGACCAAAGAUGUCGUUAUCGCCGGUGCUAGCCCGCUCGGCGCUUUCUGGGGAACAAGGACCUUACUUCAGCAGGCAAAGCUAGGAGGAAAUGCUUUGUUAAUUGGCUCUGGUAGCGAUUCGCCUGGUUGGGCUACUCGUGGUGUUAUGCUUGACGGAGGAAGACAUUUCUACCCGCCGGAGUUCAUCAUCGAAAUCUGCUCAUACCUUUCUUUCUUCAAGCAGAACACCUUCCACCUGCAUCUCAGCGACAACCUCUUCAAUAAUGUCGACAUUUACACCCGCCAGCGCUCCCUUGAGCUAUAUGCCGCAUUCAGACUCAACUCCGAUGACCCAGCGGUUUCAGGUUUAGUCAAGCCCUAUAGGUUCAACGAGAGUUACACUCGCGAGACAUUCGACAAUAUGCAAGCUUCAUGUGCAGCCCGUGGAGUUACCAUAAUUCCAGAAAUUGAAGCUCCAGGACAUGCAUUAGUCAUCUCCCAAUGGAAACCCGAACUCGGUCUGGCUGAUUUGAGUCUGUUGAAUAUCAGCCAUCCAGAAACAAUCCCGACAAUGGAGAGCAUCUGGAAGACUUUCCUACCGUGGUUUAAAUCGAAAACAGUCCAUAUUGGAGCCGACGAAUACGACAGCUCCCUUGCAAAUGACUACAACCUCUUUGUCAACACCAUGUCCAGCUUCAUCCGCGACAAUUCUGGUAAAGAUAUUCGCAUCUGGGGAACGAACGAGCCAUCUCGGAGCUCCUCCGUCAGUCCCAACAUUACUAUUCAGCACUGGGAGUUCUUUGAAGAUAACCCGCUCGCUCUCAUCAAACAGGGAUACCGUGUUCUGAACGCAGAUGAUGCGUUUUACAUUGUUGGAAAGUGGUCGGGAAGCUAUCCACAACAGCUCAACCUCACCCGCAUUUUUACCGGAGAUCCUGCUGGUGGUGCUUAUGCCCCAAAUAUCUUCGACACGCAUAAUGCAACCAAUAAUCCCGCUCGUAGCGACCCAGGAGUUAUCGGACAUAUCGCCGCUCAGUGGAACGAUUAUGGGCCUAAUGCGACCACUGUAACGGAGGCUUACUAUGCUUGGCGAGAUGCGUUGCCUGCACUUGCUGACAAGCAGUGGGGUGGUCGACUCACCCAGCAACAGUACAGUCUGAUUUUUGACGAGCUUCACGGCGUGAUCCCUGGGCAAAACCUCGACCGAGCGAUUCCGUCAAAAACCGAGGUCAUAUUGGAGUACAAGUUCUCUGGACACACACAAGCUGAGACUGUCGUCGACUCUUCGGGAAAUGGUUAUGAUGGGGCUUGCAAAGCAUGCAGCAUUGCCGACGGAAUUUUGACCCUCUCGACGGGGAUUAGUCUGCUCAAAACGCCGUUGACGUCCAAAGGCCGCAAUUAUACCCUUGCAUUCGGCAUCAAUCCUUCUUCUCGAGCGCCUGUUGGGGCCACCAUUUUCUCUGGGCCUGAUUCAACACUCGUGUUGGGUAACGGAACUGCUCCCCAAGUUGCCCUCAUCUCCGCGAAUCAGUUCUAUGCGUUGAAUUUUACUCUUCCUCGAGAUGUCUGGAGCGAUGUACAGCUGCUUGGCCGAGGCAAUGCGACCUUCCUUCGUGUCGGCAAGGGACCAGAGAUGCAGUUUUUGACGGUGAUGGGUAUCAACGGCCAGAGCUUCCAGUUCCAGCCCAUUGCUAUUGAGGCUCCACUGGCGCAGAUUGGUGGGGGCGGCUUUAUAGGGAGUUUUAGGAGCAUAAAACUUUUGAAUACGGUUUGA
Mycena indigotica is the source of this 2133-nucleotide messenger RNA. Its product is annotated as Beta-hexosaminidase. Lineage: Eukaryota; Fungi; Basidiomycota; Agaricomycetes; Agaricales; Mycenaceae. Gene Ontology annotation, molecular function: beta-N-acetylhexosaminidase activity. The coding region runs from base 1 to 2133 and encodes 710 amino acids. The transcript is spliced from 3 exons. The record is from RefSeq and is a predicted model, not a curated record. Gene Ontology annotation, biological process: carbohydrate metabolic process.